AUGAAGCUGGGGCUUUGCAUGCUCGUCUUGCUGGCUGGUGCCUACGCAGCUCUUCCCUUGAACCGGAAUGAACCUUGUGAAGGCACCAACAUGUUCCGUGAGGACGGCGGCGUGCCAGAAUGUGAUGAAGCUUGCGAAGACGUCAUCGCCAAGGAGAAGGGGACUUACCAGCCGAGGGCCUGCGUGCUCAUGCUGGUGAUGAACAGCUGCCACUGCGAGCCAGGCUUCGUACGCGAGACGAUCGCCGGCAAGAACUGCAUCAAGCCCGAGCAGUGCAAGAGAGCC
Molecule: messenger RNA, 285 nt
Organism: Mesorhabditis spiculigera
Lineage: Eukaryota; Metazoa; Nematoda; Chromadorea; Rhabditida; Rhabditidae
Source: the annotation of a GenBank genome assembly